GCUCCUCCACUCUCUGCGAACUCCAACUCUCUUCGAACCCUAGAUCGAUCCAUAUCUUCCAUUCCUCUACCCCAAAAAUCUUUUUCAAUUUUAUUAUUUUAUUUUAAUUUCAACAGAGGCCGGGUUCGCACUUACAGAUCCCAGCUCCGCAUCUCUUUCUCUGUCGCUCAGUUCAAGCUUGAAGGAUGGGUGAAAUCAGAGACAACGAUGGGUACGAAGAAGAGCUCGUUGACUACGAUGAGGAAGAACAGAACGCCCCCACCUCCGUCUCCGUCUCCGUCUCCGCCCAGCCCAAUGGCGAAUCCGCCAAAAAGAUGACCUUGAUAGACGUUGUGGACUUAUCUAGUGAUGAUGAACUUGGAGAGGUGGAUGUGAAACCUGUUAAGCUGGAGCUAGAUGUUGUUGGAAGACAUGAAGAGAAGUGUAAAGCUCAACCUGUGAAGAAUAAAUUGUCAAAAACCCAACGUACUAUACAAGAUUCUGAAGAAAAUAGGAGCUCAAAUGCUUUAAGUACUGGUCACAGUAGUUCCAGUAUAUUAGACCAAGGGCAGUCUCCUGUUGAUGACACAGGCAUCUCUUCAGCAUCGCCUAUAUGUCCAGCACCACUUUGUCGGCAAUUUUGGAAAGCUGGGAACUACAAUGAUGGCAUCGGUUCUAAAGCCACUUUUCAAAAUGGCAAAAACUAUCUACAUGUCCACCCCAUGUUUCUUCACUCGAAUGCCACCUCACAUAAAUGGGCCUUUGGUGCCAUAGCAGAACUCCUUGACAAUGCAGUUGAUGAGAUCCAAAAUGGGGCCACUUUUGUCAAUGUAGAUAAAAUCUCAAAUCCAAAGGAUGGAAGCCCAGCAUUGUUAAUUCAAGAUGAUGGUAAUGGCAUGGAACCUGAAGCUAUGCGCCGCUGUAUGAGUUUUGGGUUUUCAGAUAAGAAGUCGAAAUCAGCCAUUGGCCAAUAUGGUAAUGGCUUCAAGACCAGUACUAUGAGACUUGGUGCGGACGUCAUUGUAUUCAGCCGCCACCAGGAUAAGAGGACAUUGACUCAAAGCAUUGGUCUUCUCUCUUACACAUUUUUGGCACGAACAGGACAUGAUAGAAUAGUAGUACCGAUGGUGGAUUACGAAUUCAACCCUACAACUGAGACAUUGGAUAUAAUGCACGGCAGAGAACAUUUUAUGUCUAAUCUCUCCUUGCUGCUACUGUGGUCUCCAUUUUCAACAGAGGCUGAGCUACUGAAACAAUUUAAUGACAUUGGAGCUCAUGGGACAAAAGUUAUGAUUUAUAACUUAUGGUUCAACGAUGAUGGGAGUGCAGAGCUGGACUUCGAUACUGAUCCCGAGGAUAUUCGUAUUAGUGGGGAUACCAAAAAAGUUAAUGCUAGACUUGGAUGGAAAGAAGUCAAUGAACAGCACAUUGCUAAUCGUUUCCAUCACUCUCUCCGUGUUUACUUGUCUAUCUUGUACUUGCGUAUACCAGCAACCUUUCAAAUAAUACUGCGUGGGAGAGUUGUUGAGCAUCAUAACAUUGCUGAUGACCUAAAAUUUCAAGAAUAUAUCUUGUAUAGACCUCAAACUGGGGGUACUGUGGAGGGUCAAGUUAUUACGACUAUUGGAUUUCUAAACGAUGCUCCAUAUGUCAGUUACCAUGGCUUCAAUGUUUAUCACAAGAAUCGUCUGAUACUGCCGUAUUGGCAGGUUGUGAGCUAUUUAGACAGCAGGGGUCGUGGAGUUGUUGGUGUUUUGGAAGCAGAUUUUGUUGAGCCGAGUCAUAACAAACAAGAUUUUGAGAGAACUUCUCUUUUUCAGAAACUUGAAGUCCGUUUGAAGGAGAUGACAUGGGAAUACUGGGAUUAUCACUGUGGACUAAUUGGGUAUCAGGUAAAGAAAAAGCUUAAACCAGUGACCCCACAAAGUGGCGUUCAUCAAUCUAUCACAUUGGGCCAAAGUUCCCCUGCUCUUGGUAGUAAAAACACAGUACUUGGAAAAUCUGGGCCAUCAAUUUCAAGCACCUUAAGGAAAUCUGUACAAGGAACGAUGAAGAGGAAAGAACGUGAUGAUAUUCUGCCGGUUGAAAAUGUGAAAGGGGCCAAGGUGAUCAAUACUGGGAAAAGUCAGUCUGUACAGCUGGGGAAUCCUACUGGAAAUCAGCUGAAAGAUCAAGAGGCUAAAAAUCUGAUGCAAGAGAACAACAAGCUGCGAUCUAAAUGCUUGGAAUAUGAGAAGAGGGAGGAGGAACUAAAUCUUAAGGUGGCACAGCUUAAGAAGGAAAUGAAAGACGUUGAUGAUGAAUACUCUCUAAUGUUAGCUGAAUUAGAAGCGUUGGGGGAUGUCAAGGAAGAAAAGGGUACAUAAAUCGAUGUAUGUAGUGUUGUAUCUCUUGUAUCUCUAAUUCUUUCAUUUGUAAAACCUUGUUGUAUCAAAUGAGUGUAGCCUGCAAUUUUCAUUCUUUAAGAUCGUAGGUUGAUGUAGGGAAAAAAGUGGCUUGUGCAUGAUGGAAAGAAGAAAGUCGAGGAAAAAGAGUGAUCAAAGUGAGGUAAAAUGGUGUAAAGUUGGGAAACAGCACUCAAAUCCGUAUCGGGUAUUAAAAAGUUUCUGUGGUUUUUGGGAGAUUAGAUUGAGCAGUUUCAAUUUUAAACUAUUGUUUGAUUAGGGCGUCAGCUUCAUUGUUCAUAUUAAACCGACUUCUACUUUCUUUGGAUUUGCUAUUGGAAGCCUUUGCACGUUGUGGGGUGGCUUCGAGUCUAAAUGAAUUGGGCAGUUGGUAGCAAAGCAAGGAUCCACCUAGUUUGAUGCCUUAGAAGGCUUAUGACGAGUGAGAAUUAAGACAGUCGCAUAUGAAAACAUUCUUCUGGUACUAGACAUGUCGAGAGUAGGAGCUAGAUACUUACUGGAGCAUUCUCUUAUUUUGUCGGAAUUAUAUACCGACAAGUCGACAACAUUCUCUGGUGCAAGAAUAUCCUUGGAUAGAAAUGGAGGAAAAUGUUUGGGACUGGAUUGAUUUUGUCGUUCAGACUGAACAUUAUUGACACACCACAGAAGACGACUCGUUUGAAACAUAGGAUGGAAAGGGCUUACUACAAGGAUGCUAUGGGGAAGCUCACCGCUUGAAGAUGUGGAAGGGAACGGAUGUUGUGUCCGGUAGCAAUGGUGGCCCUAAUUGUUCGGCAAAAGCUAUGCAAAGCCUCACUAGUAGACCUGUCAAUAAAUUAGAUUUUGAUUCAAAUCUGGUCUGGAAAUGUAGUUAUUGAACGAAUUUGGAUUGAUAAUUCAAUAUGUUAAUUUGUUCAAUUAGCAGAUUAAA
Molecule: messenger RNA, 3294 nt
Organism: Rosa chinensis
Lineage: Eukaryota; Viridiplantae; Streptophyta; Magnoliopsida; Rosales; Rosaceae
Product: protein MICRORCHIDIA 6
Exons: 21
Coding region: 186-2345 (719 amino acids)
Cellular component (GO): nucleus
Molecular function (GO): ATP hydrolysis activity
Source: RefSeq, a predicted model, not a curated record